Messenger RNA from Thunnus maccoyii (southern bluefin tuna), 4971 nucleotides. It is a transcript of the gene ccdc18, whose product is annotated as coiled-coil domain containing 18. NCBI's taxonomy places the organism in Eukaryota, Metazoa, Chordata, Actinopteri, Scombriformes, Scombridae. The transcript is spliced from 27 exons. The coding region runs from base 112 to 4623 and encodes 1503 amino acids. The record is from RefSeq and is a predicted model, not a curated record.
AAUGUGGGCGUACACAUAUUUCAAGUUGUCCUGGCUACCUCGGCUUCUGUUACAGCUACACUGGACUGGGAAACCUUGAAAGAUUUGUUCAACUCGGAAGUUUCAGAUCUGAUGUUUGAAAACGAAGAUAGUUCAAGCGAAGAUGUGGACAGUUUGAGGAACCUGCUUAGAUUGACGGAGCUCAGCUUGCAAAGUGUGGGACAACAACUGAAUCAGUCAGAAGGACACGAUGAUGAGUGUGUGCAGCCAAGUCCUGAUCACCUGACCUUACAAGACCUGCAGGCACCUCAUGUUCUUCUGCUCCAGCCAGGCUGUGUUUGCCAGGAGAGGCCUCUCAGUGGGACAGCUGAGAGACGUGCUGCUGGCAGUCUUAGCCCACAGUCCUACAACUUUAGGUCUGCCUCAGUUAAGGUGAGGUCAGCAGAGAUGGAGUCUGUUCCUGCGAGGAGGAAGGUGGGCUGUGUGCGUCAGGAGAACGCCUGUCUGACCAUGCAGGAUGAACAGCUCAUCAGUGACCUUGAUGAAUUGGCCACCUCCAAGUCUCAGGUCCGCCUCCGAGGUCCCAGGGUUGGGGUUAAAAACAAUGUGGCGGUCAUGAGUGAGCACAUACGUCGUCUUGAAGCAGAGCUGGAGGCUAAUGCCAAAGAACUAAAGGCAGCUGAGCUGAGGGCAGAGUGUAGUGAAGAAGCAGCAGCUCACAGUGAUAUUGUGGUAGCGACUCUCACUGAUGAACUGAGAACACUCAGAGAAGAGCUGGACAACAAGACAGCACUGUGCAAAAGGGCUGAGCAGCAAAGGAACCAAGCACUUGAAAAUGCAGAAAAACUCAAAGAAGCUUUCAAAGAGUACAAGGCCACCAUUUCCAUUAAACUUCAGAGGGUGAUGGAGAGUGAAAGCAAAUUAAAAGAGAGUCUUAUUGAGUGUGACAGAGAAAAAGAAGAGUUGGAAAUGAAAUGCACUCUGUUGGAGAGAGAGAAGACAGAACAGAGUCAAGCAAUCAGCCAGCUGAAGGAGGAGGUGAGGCAGGCAAAGUCCUCGGCUGCCGAGCGCUCAAACCUCCAGGCUCAGCUGGAGGAGGCCGGACGACGGGCCUCAUAUCUGGAGAGGCAGCUCGUGGAGCGGGCUGCAGAGUGCAGGGAGCUGGCCUCUCUGCGCAGAGAGCUGGAAGACCUGCGGACCCUGACCCAGAGCCAGGAACAGAAGGUGGCCCAGAGCCACAGAGAGGCUCAGCAGAGCCAGGCAGAGCUGGCCAGCUUGGAGGCCAUGCUGGCCCUGCUGCAUCUAAGAGAGGGUGCUGUAGGGUCACUCUGUGUCAGGCCCUGCAUGCUGCCCCCAGUGGACUAUCCAAGAACUGCACACCAGCUGAACCUCAAGCCAGGUGAAGGCUACCAGCAGCUGUUGCGAGUGCUGCAGUCAGUGGACACGGAGCGGACUAAACAGAGCAGCCUGGUGGAGCGACUUCAGGAGCGUCUGAGCAGAACCCAGGAGGAGAUGUCCUCCUUGCAGAGCUCCAUGGCCCAGAGAGCCUCCCACUACCAGAGCCUCCACACGGAGCUGCUGGACAAAGUCAGCCAAGCCACUGACACAGAGAAAGAAUUGAAGAGAAAGAGUGCACGGGUGGCUGCGCUGGAAAAACAGUUACAGGAAAAAACAUCAGCCUACAGUCUGGCUGCACUGAAGAACACUGAGCUCGAGAAUCAGCUAGUGGAGAAGACUAGCACUCUUCAGCAUUACCAAUCACUGAUGACCAAAAAGCAAAGAGAGUACCAGCAGUCUUUGGAGAAGUGUAAAAAAUCACAAGCUCAACAAUGUACGGAGCAACAGCACAGAAUAGAAAUGUUGCAGUUGUCUGUAGAAGAGGCUCAGUCUCGGAUGUUGGAAAUGGAGCAGGAGCUGAGUUCACUCCAGAGGGAGCGAGACGAAGCUCAGAGAGCGGCUCUCCUGCUGCAGAACUCUGUGGAACAGCUCACACAGGAGAGGCAGGUUGAAGUGAGGCACAAUGACGAGUUGCUACAGAGUCUCAAGGAGCAGGCAGCUGAGUCUGCUGCCAAGGUGUGUGAGCUGCAGUCGUCUCUGUCGGAAUGUAGAGAGGAGCUGAACUUGUAUCAGAAGCAGAUGGAGGAGGUAAAGAAGAACUAUGAAACUGAGCUGCAGCGGAACAAUGACAAGGUGUCUUCUCUGCAGGAAAAGCUUCACAGUGCCAGCCUGGUUUGUCAGAGCUCCAGUGAGCAGAACCUGCAGCUUCAGCUUUCUCUCCAGCAGCAGCAGACCAUGCUGACUGAGAGCACUGCCCGCAUCGCUGAACUGGAGGAGAGCCAGAGCCAGCUGCAGAGACAAGUGUCCUCUCUGGAGCAGCAGCUGGAACGGACCCGGGCGUCUCUGCAGGACGAGGCGAGGAACAGAGAGCAAGACUCUCAGGAGAAAGAUAAGGACCUGCAGGAGAUGAACCAACAGAACACACAACUGUCUGAGACAGUCAGCCAUCUGACAUCAGAGAUGACAAAGUGUCGAGGGGAGUUGGUGUCUAAAGAGUCGGAGCUGCAGCGUCUGAGGAGGGACGUCGCUGCCAAGACAUCUCAGAUCAACCGCAUGGAGGAGAGCCUGCAACAGACAAAGAACCUGCUCGACAACAAGAGCGAGAUGGUAGCAGACCUGGAUGAGAAGUUCCAUCGCUCUGAGGCAGACAGGCUGAACUGUGUUCAGCGGGUCAAGGUCCUGGAGGGACAGCUGCAGACGGUGCGUGGAGAGUUGGCCAACACUCUGGAACAGCUACAGGAACUCAGGGAUGUUCUGCAGAGGACCCAAACCAUCUCUGAUGAGCAGCAAUCCACGGUGGAAAAACUGACUACCCAACUUAGUGAAACACAGAGGGAGUUGGAGGAGAGAACGCACGAGGUCUUAGACAUGGACAGUGCACUGAAGGAAAGACAGGGGGAGCUCCAACAGAGAGCAAAUCUGCUGGGUCAGCUGGAUGUGGCCAUCAAAGAGCACAAGCAGGAGAUGGAGAGAAAGGUGGAGUCUCUGCAGCAGAGCCUGGGAGCCAGAGAGAGCGAGCUGAGAGACACGCGGAAGGAGCUCACAGACAGAAACAUGAAGGAGUCCCGAGAGCUUGGCCAGCAGCUGCAUGUGUGUCAACAGAAACUUCAGACUUUACUGCAAGAGCUUGAAGAAACUCGGCAUCACUGUGAUACUCUGACCAGAGAGCUGGAUGCCACCAAGCUUCAGACGAAGGAGAAGGAUGUCCGGCUGUGUCGUGUGGAGGAGGAGCUGGCACUGAAGGAGGCGCACUGGCGGCAGUCGGAGGCCGGACUGCAGAGCAUGGUCACCUCUUUAGAGCAGGAGCUGGAGCUGGAGAGGGAGCAGCACAGCAAGGAGCUGGAGUCCCUGCAGCAGACUCGAGGCCAGCUCCUCAAAGUCUCUGAGCAGAUCUCCUCCACCAUGCGCUCCUCCCAGGAACAGCUCACUGCUAAACUUCAGCAGAGCCAGACCCAGCUCCAGCAAGCUAAGGCUCGGUGCGACCAAAUCAAAGCCCAGCUAGACCAAACUUCAGCCCAGCUGGAACAAACUAUGGCUGAGUUGGAUCGCACCCGGACACAAGCCAGUCACCUCCAAACACAGUUAGACCAGAGUCAGACCCAGUUCCUUCAGAGUAAGACCCAGCUGGAGCAGAGCAGGAUUUUGUACGAGCAGGCCAAGGCUCAGAACAAUCACCUUCAUGUGCAGCUGGACCAGCUCAAUAACCAACUCAAUCAAGCCAGAGUCCAGACUGCUCAGCUCCAGACUCAGCUCCACACCUCUAAGAAGUCCAUGGAGACCUCCAACGAGUCCCUGCUCAUCAAGGAGUCUGAAGUGACCCGUCUCCAAGCCAAGAUCUCCAGUCUGGAGCGAGCUGCUGACCGCCAGAAUCUGACUCUAUACGAUCACACACUCUCCCUCCCUGCUCUGCACAAAUCCACAUACUCCCCAGAUCACUCUUUUGCUCACUCUCCUCCUUCCUCACCCAAAAUGCUUCAAACAAUUGUCCACUCUCCUUCACAUGUUCACUCAACUCUCACACAAACUCGCUCAUCACCCCCAGCUCACACAGACCCUCAGCUCACCUCAGUCCCUCAUCUGUCAGACCAAACUGAAAGCCACCAAACUUGCAACUGGCUGCAGAGCAGCAGUAUCGAUUCCUCCCUGGAUCUCCCUUUGAGCCUGAAAGCCACACUGAGGGAGGCGCUGCGCCAGCAGCCGUGGGAGUCCUCUUCCCCCUCUGUCUCCUCCUUCCCAGGCACAGUGGACCACAGCUGGCAGGGCCUCAGUGGCAUGGAGGUCACAGCAUCCUCCGACCUCUCCUUCAACCCCCUCACAUACAUGGUGGACAGGCAAGGAGACAGAAACCUCAGCAGGGACGCUACCUUGAUGCAGGAGGGAGAUGAUGAGCAGGGGAGUGAGACGAGGAGGGACUCUGUGUGCACUCUGGUAGGUCAGGAGGAGGAGGAGCAGGUGGACAUGAGUUCACUGACAGGGAUGCUGAGGUUCGUUAACCAGACGCUAGCGAUGCAGGAUGACCUUUCCUUAUGGAGCUCCACAGGGUUAUCUCAGAGUGGACACAGCCAGAGGGACAUCAAGGACACAUGAAACUGAGUUGCCAAGGAGACGUCAGAGAGGAGAAGAGCUGUUUACAUUGUUGUCAUACUUGUGUGUGUCAGUGUACAUUAUAAUAUAUCGUAGUCCUACAUUGAGUAAAAUUUCUCAUUGAGUCUGUUCCUUUAAUGUAUGUUAUUAAAAUCAAGCUGCAAUAUUGUCCGACAUGGAAAAGAAAAAUUAUCAGUCCAGUUUAGACGACCACUACUUUCCAGUCUGUAAGUGAUCUGCUGUGAAGUUUCAUAGAAAUGUAGCAUUUGAGUUUUAUGUUGUAUUUCUUCUGAAGAAAUAUUUAUAUAUUUUUACACAAUUUUAUAUAACUUAAGUAAAUAAAACAUGUUU